GUCGUCGCUGGGGGAACGGCGUCUUAGAGACGCCGGAUGGGCAGCGCCUCGGAGACCCCUCGGCUUGGGGUCCGCGCACUCGGGUGCCGGCCCGGCUCGGCGGAGAGUCCAGGAGGGGGCCCGGGCAAAUAUGGUCUUUUGAUUCAUCUGGAAAAAUAGAUCGAAAAUAAAUUUCUCACAGGGCUCAUCACAGAUUACUGAAAGGACCGAGAUCACUGCUCAGUGACAAAAGCAUGGGCUUACCGUCCUCACUCUUCAGGGAGAGAAUGUGGACUCGAGCAUUUGAGUUGACUAUCUGAAAGAUUUCUGAAGAGGAUUUAAUGUGCAAAAUGGCGAUUAUACCAGAUUGGCUUAGGUCGCAUUCUCGCGCACGGAAAUUUACACAUUCAAGACCCCAUUCUUCACCAUGUAGAGCAUAUUCAAGGAAUGGUUCCCCAAAUAUGUUCAGAUCUUGUUCACCCACAGCUGUUGCCAAUCCAACGCUGUCCUCCUUAGAUGUUAAACGGAUUUUAUUUCAAAACAUUACCGACAGAGGGGAUGAGCUGAAAAAGGUCUUUCAGCUGCUUGAUACUGGUCAGAACUCGACGGUGUCAAAGAGUGAACUGAGAAGAAUUAUCACAGACUUCCUGAUGCCGCUCACACGAGAACAGUUUCAGGACGUGUUGGCUCAGAUCCCCCUCAGCACCUCUGGUACUGUACCGUACCUUGAUUUUCUGUCCAGGUUUGGUGGAAUUGACCUACAUAUAAAUGGCAUAAAGAGGGGAGAUGAGAAUGAAACGAAUUGCUGCCGCACGUUAAGAGAACUUGAAAUCCAAGUUGGAGAAAAGGUUUUCAAAAACAUUAAGACUGUUAUGAAAGCCUUUAAGCUCAUUGAUGUUAACAAGACUGGACUGGUUCAACCGCAGGAGCUAAGAAGGGUUCUGGAGACCUUCUGUUUGAAGUUGAGAGACGAGGAAUAUGAAAAGUUUUCGAAACACUACAACGUCCACAAAGAUACUGCAGUAGAUUACAAUGUGUUUUUGAAGAAUCUCAGCAUCAAUAAUGACUUGAACCUUAAAUAUUUUGUGGGAAAUCAAGAGGUCUCAUUGGAGGAUCAACAAGCCAAAAAUUCCAAAAAGGAGCGUUUGCUCAGUUCUGCAUCAUCUGAAGAUAUCUGGAGAAACUACUCAUUGGAUGAAAUUGAGAGGAACUUUUGUCUAGAACUUUCGAAGUCCUAUGAAAAGAUUGAAAAGGCCCUCAGUGCAGGGGACCCCUGUAAAAGUGGCUACGUGUCUUUUAAUUACCUAAAGAUUGUCCUCGACACCUUUGUAUACCAGUUACCAAGAAGAAUUUUUAUCCAGUUAAUGAAAAGAUUUGGACUUAAAGCCACCACUAAAAUCAGCUGGAAGCAAUUUCUAACAUCAUUUCAUGAGCAUCAGAGGCUGGAAAUUAACAAUAAAGGCUCCCUGACAAAAAGAAAUAGCAUCGACUCUAGAAAUGAACCUCACAAGGAAAACAUCAUCACAAAGUUAUUUAGACACACUGAAGACCGCCCUGCAUCCCUGAAGAAAGCAUUACUGAUCAUCAACACCAAACCCGAUGGACUGAUAACAAGGGAAGAAUUUCGACAUAUUCUAAAUUGUGUGGCCGUAAAACUAAGUAAUUUGGAAUUCAAAGAGUUAAUGCAGACACUUGACCCUGGGGACACUGGAGUGGUCAACACCAGCAUGUUGAUUGAUCUGGUUGAAGAGAACUCUAGGAUGAGAAAAAAAUCUCCCUGUACAGACACGAAGACACCUCUCCUCCUGGCCUGGGAUUCAGUGGAAGAAGUUGUCCACGAUACAAUUGCUAAGAACCUACAAGCUUUUUACAACAUACUAUGCUCAUAUGACCGUGGAGACACGGGGCUCAUUGGCCGAAAUAAUUUCAAGAAAAUCAUGCACGUAUUCUGCCCAUUUUUAACGAACGCACAUUUCAUAAAACUCUGCAGUAAGUUUCAGGACAUUGCUUCAGGAAGAAUCUUUUACAAGAAACUUUUGGCGCACGUAGGAAUCGAUGGCCCACCCACCGUCUCUCCAGUUCUCAUUCCAAAGGACCAGCUGUCAAAUGAACAUUUACAAAAAGAUGAGCAGCAGCAGCCAGGUCUUUCCAAGAGAACCAAGGCCACUGGGGAUCAAACCACCCCAACCAAGAAGAUGACCAAAGAAGAAGUUAUUGAAAAAUUGAAAAACUGUAUACAGCAGCAGGACGCAGCAUUCAAAAGACGAUUUCUUGACUUCAGCAAGGAGCCUAAUGGAAAAAUUAACAUGCAUGACUUUAAGAAGGUACUGGAAGACACUGGGAUGCCCAUGGAUGAUGAUCAGUACGCCCUGCUGGCCUCUAAAAUAGGCUUUGAAAAGGAAGGGAUGAGCUAUCUUGAUUUCGCGGCAGGAUUUGAAGACCCUCCAAUGAGAGCGCCGGAAGCCCGUCCGCCGCUGCAGCCUCCAACUCCUUCAGAAAGUUACGUGGACAGCCACUUUAUCACGGCAGAAGAGUGCCUGAAGCUUUUCCCCAGGAGGCUGAAGGAGUCAUUCCGGGACCCCUACUCUGCCUUCUUUAAAAUCGACACCGACAGGGAUGGCAUCAUCAGCAUGCACGACCUUCACAGAUUGCUUCUGCACCUGCUGCUCAAUCUCAAAGACCAAGAGUUUGAGCGCUUUCUCGGCUUCCUUGGCCUGAGACUCAGCGUCACUUUAAAUUUUCGGGAGUUUCGAAAUCUGUGUGAGAAGAGACCAUUGAGAACAGACGAAGCACCUCAAAGACUCGUUAGACCAAAACAGAAGGUCGCGGAUUCAGAACUAGCUUGUGAACAGGCUCAUCAGUAUCUUGUUACCAAAGCAAAAAGCAGAUGGUCAGACUUGUCUAAGAAUUUUCUAGAAACCGAUAACGAGGGCAACGGCAUUCUCCGGCGCCGGGACGUAAAGAAUGCGCUGUACGGUUUUGAUAUUCCCCUCACACCAAGAGAGUUUGAAAAGCUCUGGGCAAGGUACGACACGGAGGGAAGAGGGCACAUUACCUACCAGGAAUUUUUACAGAAAUUGGGUAUUAACUAUUCACCUGCUAUCCAUCGGCCCUGCAUGGAGGAUUAUUUCAACUUCAUGGGUCAUUUUACAAAGCCACAGCAGCUACAGGAAGAGAUGAAGGAGCUGCAGCAGGGCACAGAGAAGUCUGUGCCAGCCGGGGAUAAGCUUAUGGACCAUUACCAAGAUGUCAGCAAAGCACUCACCAAAAUCGAUAAAUCCAAAACCAACUACAUAUCCAUAUGCAAGAUGCAGAAAGUGCUGGAAGAAUGUGGCUGUUCUCUUACAGAAGAGGAGCUGACCCAUCUGCUAGACAGCUGGGGAGUCAGCCGGCGUGAGAAUUCCGUCAACUGCCUCGACCUCCUGAGCGCGCUGGAGAGCCGCACGUCCGGGGAAAAAGGAGCGAGCGCGCCCGUCAACUUCGCAACGCUGACCCCGCAGGAGGCCGUGAGGGGCGUCCGCGACGUGGUGGAGUCCGCCCGCCCGGCCCUGUCCGCGGCAUUUUCUGCAUUGGAUAAAGAGGAUACAGGGUUUGUAAAGGCUACAGAAUUUGGACAAGUUCUUAAGGAUUUCUGUUACAACCUAACAGACAAUCAGUAUCAUUAUUUUUUGAGGAAACUAAGAAUUCAUCUGGCCCCCUCUAUCAAUUGGAAAUAUUUUCUCCAGAACCUUAGCUGUUUCUUUGAGGAGACAGCUGAUGAGUGGGCUGAGAAAAUGCCCAAAAGCUCGCCGCCUUCUUCUCCCAAGACCGUGGCCAACAGAGACCUCCUGGCUCGUCUCCACAAAGCAGUGACUUCCCAUUACCAUGCCAUCGCCCAGGACUGUGAGAAUUUUGACACCAUGAAAACGAACACCAUCUCCAGAGAUGAGUUCAGGGCCAUUUGCACUCGCCACGUCCAAAUCCUGACGGACGAACAGUUUGACAGACUCUGGAACGAGAUGCCAGUCAAUGCCAAGGGGAGGCUGAAAUGCCCGGACUUCCUGAGCAGGUUCAGUUCUGAGACACCAGCCACACCGAUGGCCUCGGGCGACUCGGUCGCAGCCCAGGGAGGGAGCAGCGUCCCUGACGUCUCGGAAAGCACCAGAUCUGCCCUCUCAUCGCCCACUCGGGAGCUGAGACCAGAGUCAAAGUCUCGGAGUCACCCCUGUACUCCAGCGAACACCGCCGCCAUCCCGGGCACUCCACCCUUGCAGAACUGCGAUCCCAUAGAGAGCAGGCUCCGGAAGAGAAUCCAGGGCUGCUGGCGACAGCUCCUGAAGGAGUGCAAGGAGAAGGAUGUGGGCAGACAGGGGAGCAUCAGCACCUCCGAGUUCCUGGCUCUUGUGGAGAAAUUCAGCCUGGACAUAAGCAAAGAGGAGUGUCAGCAGCUCGUUAUAAAAUACGACUUAAAGAACAACGGGAAAUUUGCAUACUGCGACUUCAUUCAGAGCUGCGUCCUCCUGCUGAAGGCGAAGGAAACCUCACUGAUGCAGAGACUGAGGAUCCAGAACGCACACAAAAUGAAAGAAGCUGGCGCCGAGACCUCUUCCUUCUACUCUGCUCUGCUGCGUAUUCAGCCCAAAAUUGUGCACUGCUGGAGGCCGAUGCGGCGAACGUUCAAGAGCUAUGAUGAGGCUGGUACGGGGCUGCUCAGCGUGGCGGAUUUCAGGACGGUGAGCCCGGCUCUGCACCCAGCACCUCUGCAGCGAGCAGCUGCCGGAUGCCAGUGGCCAGAAACUUCCAAUGGGGUGGGGGGGGGGGCCUCCACCCCCUGCUCAAAGCCUACUGUGACCUGGCUGUCUCAGAUCUCACUUCCUUGGGACCCCCGAGUGAUCAAGGCCUGAGUCCACUUGCGUCUCCCCUGCAGACCUCAAGUUCUCCUUCCCAAAAGUUUCUGGAGCCCCGCAUGGAUGCUCCGUGCCUCCAUGGCGUGAGCGCAGGUCCCUUAAGGCACCGCCACCGCUGCUCCAAGCCUUUGCCCCGUAUCUGGGCUCCCCUGCAGGCUCUGAAGAGCGUCUCUGACCUAUGUUGGGCCUGCACAGUGAGCCCUGCCCCUGCAGUGCAUAGUGGGGCACCACCAUUGGGCAUCUGUCCCAACGUCCCUCGGUGCCCCCCUACUGUGUCCAACCCCCAUAGCCUCACCAACACCCUGCAGUGGUUUUCCAAUCCACACACACAUUCCUCUUUCCUUCCGGGUCAAGUAUGACUCACAGGGAUUCUCCCUUACCCUCCAUGCAAAGACAGGCAGGAAAUAGGGCAGGCUGUCAUUCCCUUCCCGCAGCUUUCCGGGAACUCGGGCAUGGUUGCAGGUCGGAUGGUGUAACUGUGGGGCCGUCUCGGACACCAGGCUCAGCUUCCUUUGCUUCCUUUUCUACCUUCAUCCCGUUGGACCUGGUGGCCAGCCCGACCUCUGGGCCGUCCAGCCUGGCUUUCCAGUCUCCUCCUGCAAACAAAUGAUAACUCAGGGGUGGACAGGAAAUGGACGACCUUACUUAUUUAUUGCGAGGCUCUGUCAGGAUUUGUUUCAGCAUCAUAUAGCAGGAGAAGAGAAUAACUGCCGCUUAAACAAGGUGAAAGUUUACUUCGCUCCCACAGAAAGGAAGUCCAGGGGUAGGGAGUGCAGAGCUGGUGUGGUGGCUGGACAGUCAUCGGGGACCACACUUUUGCUCUGCUGUCCCCAACUGCUGGCUUUCUUCCUCAAGCCAACCUCAUGGUCCAAGGUGGCUGCUGGCGCUCCUGCAUUAUAGCCACACUCCAGGCAGCAGGUGGAAAAAGAGGAGAGAGAAAAAGGGCAUGUCCCUCUCCUUUAAAGAAGGCUUCCCAGAUGUUCUGCAUAACGGCUGUACUUAGAUUCUCUGGCCAGAACUUAACUAGCUGCAGGAGACGCUGAGACAUA
Molecule: messenger RNA, 5914 nt
Organism: Saimiri boliviensis boliviensis (Bolivian squirrel monkey)
Lineage: Eukaryota; Metazoa; Chordata; Mammalia; Primates; Cebidae
Gene: EFCAB6
Product: EF-hand calcium binding domain 6
Cellular component (GO): nucleoplasm
Molecular function (GO): calcium ion binding
Source: RefSeq, a predicted model, not a curated record